UUACGUUUAUUAGCGUUACGGCAAUUUAGAACGUGCAUCGUGCUGAGUUAGCGUGUAGCUUAAUUUUAUUGCUGUGUAGCUAGCUAAAUCAAGAGCUAACAUUAACAGCUAAUGCUAAGCUUGUAAAAAUAUGCCAUCCAUUGCGUUAGCUGGUUAAACAGCUAACCUUAUCUUCACUAUUUUUAUAUUCUCCUCACAGUAGCAUCUGACUCUGAUGUGAGGAGGAAAAAGCCAGUCAGCGUAAAUCCAUUCACACUUGCAGAAAAGGCAAAGAUGCCAAAAGAAAAACAAGAUCAGUGUCACAGGGCAGUCACAAACUUUGUUGUUAAAGGUUUGCUGCCUUUUUCUAUAGUGGAGGCUCCAUGGUGGAGGUAAGUAAGCUGUAGGUUAUAUUGUUGACCAGUUUAGCCGUUAUCUCUUAGCCUAGAUAAUGGUUUUUGAGCAAAAAUAACACAGCCAUGUUAUUGUUGAUGUUUUGUGUUUUUUUAAUGUCAAUUAGGGAGAUGGUAACAGCCCUUAACCCCAGAUACUAGUCCCCCAGCAAAGACAUGCUGUCAAAUACACUUAUACCAGCAUGGUAUGCAGUAGAGAAGGAAAAUGUCAAGAAAGAAUUGCAAGACGUCAGAGAUGUGGCUGUGACUGCGGAUGGGUGGACCAGUGUGGCACAAGACCAUUACUUGACUGUUUCAGUCCACUUUGUGAGAGAGGGGGCCAUGAAGGAGAAAAUCCUGCAUACCAGGGCAGUCUACACAUCACAGACAGGAAAUGUAAUAGCCGAGGAGAUAGGGGAUAUUCUUGACGAAUUCAAUAUAAAGGAUAAAGUUGUUGCGAUCACUGUAGACAAUGCAGCUAAUAUGGAUGUAGCAGUGAAAAAAAUGAACAUUAGAAAGAUUGCCUGUUUUGCUCAUACUCUAAACAUUGCUGCUCAAAAGCUAUACACUAUACCAGUCAUCUCAAAGUGGGCAGGAAGAAUCCGAGCUACAGUGGUGUGGUUAAAGCGGUGCAGCUUGGCUAAACCGAUCCUUAAAGAGAAGCAGCGUCUUCUCGGUCUUCCAGAACAUGCUGUCAUUUUAGAUGUGAAGAACAGGUGGAACAGCCUGUUCCUGAUGGUGGAGCGAUUUCUGGAGCAGUUUCCUGCAAUCCAGGCAGCCUCCAUGGACCCUCGGUUAAAAAAAUCAAUGGAGAAGGACAGACUGGAAAGACUUUCUGAUGAGGAUUUUAGAAAAGCAGAACAGUUUGUCAGAGUUAUGAAGAUACUCUAUACUUCAACCAUCUGCAUCUCUGCUGAAAGGAGUCCAACUUUGGGCCAGAUUCUGCCCAUUUUGGGGAAGCUCCAGCAUCACUUAACAGUUACUGAUGAGGACUCCUCCUUUACACAGACUAUCAAGGAAAAGAUCUGGGGUGACCUCUCAAAAAGAUACCAAGAUGAGAGAAUCAGGCAGUUCCUGGAGGAAGGCACAGCCUUAGACCCGAGAUUCAAGAUGAAAGUAGGCGAUGAAGUGUGGACCAGAAUAGAAGAGGAGCUCAUGAGUAGAACCUCACAACAGGCCCAGCAGAUGAAGCAGGAGGUUGAAGGGACAGCUGGUCACCACGAUGACAACUCUUCUGAUGAAGACUGUGGAGCUGCAGUAGGACUACUGAAAAAGCCAAAGCUCUGCCCUUGA
Molecule: messenger RNA, 1664 nt
Organism: Fundulus heteroclitus (mummichog)
Lineage: Eukaryota; Metazoa; Chordata; Actinopteri; Cyprinodontiformes; Fundulidae
Product: zinc finger BED domain-containing protein RICESLEEPER 1
Exons: 6
Coding region: 549-1664 (371 amino acids)
Source: RefSeq, a predicted model, not a curated record